GCCUCCUGGAGCGCGCAAGCGCCCUGGGAAGCUUCAAGAGGUUGGACGCAACAUCACAAGCCUCAACUCGGCUCGAGAUGCAAUACAGAAGGAGCGCUCACAUGGGAGGGCCCACGACCGAGGUCAGCCGCAUCCGAGUCAGUCUGAAACUCCCGUGUCAAGGGCAUCAUCAGUGUCCAGGCCGGAGCCAGUACAGACGCGAACAAAUGGUGAGAGUGACUUGUUAGAACUUGCCAAGGGAGGUGAAGCCCUCAUGCGGCGCCUCGCAGAUGUCAAUUCUGUGAACGGGGAGCUGCGGAGAAAGCUGGAAAAGCAGUCUCAUGAGAUUUCAUUGUUGGAGGAGUCGGGUCGUGCACAACAGCAACUCUUCCGAGACUUGGAGUAUCGUGUCGAACAAACUAGGCAGGCAGAGGCGGCCAAAGUCCGCCAGAGCUGUGCUGAGCGUGAGGCACAACUACAAAAAGAACUAGAAGAGUGUCGAGAGCAGGCACAAAAGGAUCGUGAAGAACUCAUGGAGCGUUUGCAUCAAUGUGACAGUGAGCGUGCGCAACGUGAAGGGGAGCGGGACGAGGCCCGAGUCCAAGUGACCAACCUUGAAGCGCGUAUCAACGCUCUGGCUCACGAGAUGCCAAAUAUGCCCAGCAUGCCCAGUAUGCCGAGUGUUGCCUUCAAGGCGCCUCAGGCAAUGGGCGAUGCUGGUGAAGGCUCACGUGUGGCCGCGCUGGAGAUGGAGCUGAAUUUAGUUCGCUCCCGUUUUGCAAGGGAAACAGUGAUGCGUCAAGCGGCUGAGAAGACUGCACAAGAAGUGCAGCUCAAACAGCGUCAGCUGCACUCCCAACUGGAGCAGAGCAGAGCGGAACUCGCACGUCUGCAUCGGGAUUUGGCACAGCGCUCCGAGCAGGUCUCCUUUGGCCAGGAGUGCUGCCAAGACUUGCAGAUGCGUUUGAGGCAUGAGCAGAACCAGUCAGAGCAGCGCUUGCAGCGAGAGCGUGGUCGCUUUGCUGUGGUGAGCCGAUUGGAGGAAGGUUUUGCCUGGCUCUUGAGGAGAGACUGGUGGCCUGUGACCACAAGGAAUUGGGUCGACAAAAA
Cladocopium goreaui is the source of this 1089-nucleotide messenger RNA. The record is from the annotation of a GenBank genome assembly. Lineage: Eukaryota; Dinophyceae; Suessiales; Symbiodiniaceae.